AUGUCUCGUUUGUGGGACGUUAGCAAAGCCGCUUGGUUGUACCCCUUUCGAGGAAUCUAUUAUUUCUCGAGGCAUCGGUUUCUAUGGCCUCUGCUUCGAGCGCGUCUGAUCCCAAUCGUUCUACUUUCCGCCUUCAUCUAUGUUAAUCUCUUCCUAUUCACGUACUUACCGCAAGUUGCCUUUCUCGCAAUCUUUCAGGGCGCCGGCGCCUGGGUUAAUGGUGCAUUCCUCGUCCUUGGAGAGGGAGCUGCCAUUGUAGCUGCACUGUUCGAGGCCUUCUUUGUCGACGAAAGUCUGGUGGACAUCUUCGACGCCGUACUCGUGAAUGAGGGCCACGCCGAGCUCGUCACCACGUCCAGAGUCUUCUAUCCCCAAGGCGAUGACGUCGUCAAACGCCUGGGUAAACCCACGCACAGCGCGGUUUAUUCCCCUUUCUCUCUACGGCAAAUUGUCGAGUUUGUUAUGCUAUUACCUCUGAACUUCAUUCCUAUCGCAGGAACUCCGAUGUUCCUCCUCCUGACUGGUUAUCGAGCGGGACCAUUUCAUCAUUGGCGGUAUUUCAAAUUGCUGGACCUCUCGAAGAAGCAGAGAAAGGAAUGGGUUCGUUGGCGGCAGCUGCAGUACACUAGUUUUGGAACAAUCGCUCUUAUUCUGCAACUGAUCCCUGUUCUGUCGAUGUUCUUUCUCAUGACGACUGCAGCUGGGUCUGCUCUCUGGGCUAGUGAGAUUGAGAACAAACGGCUCACUCAACAAGAACGACUCGACAGCACCCUUGAUCCUUAUCACGAUGAUGGUGAUGUUUGA
Messenger RNA from Aspergillus clavatus NRRL 1, 804 nucleotides. RefSeq names its product EI24 domain-containing protein. Lineage: Eukaryota; Fungi; Ascomycota; Eurotiomycetes; Eurotiales; Aspergillaceae. Gene Ontology annotation, cellular component: lipid droplet; prospore membrane; ascospore wall. The transcript is spliced from 3 exons. The record is from RefSeq and is a predicted model, not a curated record. Bases 1 to 804 code for a protein of 267 amino acids.